Molecule: messenger RNA, 885 nt
Organism: Miscanthus lutarioriparius
Lineage: Eukaryota; Viridiplantae; Streptophyta; Magnoliopsida; Poales; Poaceae
Source: the annotation of a GenBank genome assembly
AUGGUGGCGGCGGCAGUACAUGAGCCGGAGGUGAUCCGCGACAAGGCGGCGAUGAACACAUGGUCAUGCCGCCGCCGCGUGGAGGGAAAGGUUGUCGCUUUAGUCCCCACAAUGGGCUUCCUCCAUGAGGGUCACCUCUCGCUUCCGUCUCCAGCGGCAGCGGCGGCCUCCGCCGGCCCUGUCGCCGUCGUGGUCUCCAUCUACGUCAACCCCAGCCAGUUCGCCCUGACCGAGGACCUUGCCACCUACCCCUCCGACUUCGCCGGUGACCUCCGCAAGCUGGCCGCCACCGGGGUCGUCGCCGCAGUCUUCUGCCCCCCGGACCUCUACGUCCGCGGUAGCGCUGACCGCCCCUCUGCGGCCGGCGUGUGUGCGGGGCACGGUGUCAUGCCUGGAGGGCGCCGGUGGGCAUGCACACGCGAGGCGUGGAUUCGGGUGGAGCAGCUGGAGAAGGGCUGUCGCGGAGCAGCAGGCCGUUUUCUUCCAAGCGUGGCCACCGUGGUCGCCAAGCUGUUCAACAUCGUGGAGCCGGACGUCGCUGUGUUCGGGAAAAAGGAUUAUCAACAGUGGCGCCUCAUCUGCCAGAUGGCGUUAUCAAUUAGUAGAUCACUGGUGGAUGCUAGAACCGCCGCCCUCAGUGGAAGCAAUCAUAGCCAACAUAUAAAAGAUCAAAUAGUGCAGAUACUUGCUGAAGCUGGUGGCCAGGUUGACUAUGUUGAGAUUGUGGAGCAAGAAAGCUUGGUGCCUGUGGAGAGGAUGGACCGGCCUUGUGUAAUUUGUGUUGCGGCGUGGUUCGGAAAGGUCAGGCUAAUUGACAAUAUCGAGAUCCAGUCGACGUCCUCUGAUAAAUAUAACUCCGUUGUUUGUCUAUCUGCUGAGUCUUGA